Molecule: messenger RNA, 2066 nt
Organism: Macroventuria anomochaeta
Lineage: Eukaryota; Fungi; Ascomycota; Dothideomycetes; Pleosporales; Didymellaceae
Product: putative MFS sugar transporter
Exons: 6
Coding region: 409-1995 (528 amino acids)
Biological process (GO): carbohydrate transport; transmembrane transport
Cellular component (GO): membrane
Molecular function (GO): carbohydrate:proton symporter activity
Source: RefSeq, a predicted model, not a curated record
CGCACCCCUGCGACGUCAUCGUACUUCCCCGCAAGCCACUCCACAAUCCCCAGACGUUUAUGUCCGACGACCAAGUCCUUGGAUCCAUAGCUAGGCAUGCACUAGUAAGGCUUCAUCGCGCCAACGGGGUUUAGUCCUGCGUGGCCUGAGUGGUAAGGACUGCAGUUUGCGGCGGCUUUGUACCGAAUGAUGCACGUGGAUGGGCUCUCAUGGUUGGCAACACGGGAUAAUCUUGGUCGGAACGCGCGCUCGGAUAACGGUGUUGCAUGCGCUCAUACUCUUCAUAUAACCGCAAGCUGAUCCCAAGGAGACCCAUCAAGACUUGACUGUCGUGCACCUUGACUUUCGGUCGUGCGGUUCUUCGACCUCUUUGCACGCUUGCCGCUGCUUGUCGCGCUCACCACCAUCAUGAUCAGAACACCAUACUUCAACUGGUAUGGAAGGGGUUUUAGGCUCCGGGCUGCGAUCACAAUUGCAUGUCAAAUGGCAUUCGUGCUGUUUGGUUACGACCAGGGUGUAUUCAGUGGAAUCGUUGGAAAUGCGGAUUUCUUGAACACCUUCGAUCACCCCAGCCCAGCGCUCGAGGGCAUUAUUGUCUCUAUCUACAACCUGGGCUGCUUCACUGGAUGUAUCCUUACAUUCAUGUACGCGGAAACAACAGGCAGGAAAUUGGCUAUGUGGAUCGCCAUGGUGUGGAUCAUUGUCGGCGCGGUCCUCCAAACAACCGCGUAUUCCGUCCCACACAUCAUGAUAGCGCGUUUCCUCACCGGCAUCGGAACAGGUAUCGAAACCUCCACCGUCCCAAUGUACCAGUCCGAGCUCUGCGAAGCCAACAAGCGCGGUCGCCUCGUCGCAUCAGAGCCACUCUUCGUUGGAGUCGGUAUUGUGAUCGCGUACUGGUUUGACUACGGCAUGUCGUUUGUUCCUGGCUCCAUCGCAUGGCGCUUACCCAUUGCGUGCCAGAUGAUCUUUGCAUUCGUUGUCAUCGUUCUUGUCUUCGGCCUCCCUGAAUCGCCUCGCUACCUCUACAAGCACGGCCGCCACGAAGAAGCCCUUCAGAUCCUGUGCGACGUGUAUGACGGCACGCCCGAGGAUGAAAGGAUCGCCAAGGAGAACCGCGAGGUGCUUGAGGCCUUGAAGAUCGAAGAAGAGACGGGCGAAUACAAGUGGUCCCAACUACUCAAGCACGAUAAGGUCCAGACUGGCCGCCGCGUACUCCUCGCCUACGGCGCACAGUUCAUGAACCAGAUGGGUGGUAUCAAUUUGGUAGUGUAUUACAUCACAUCCGUCUUGCAACUCAACGUCGGUCUUACCCGCAACCUCUCCCUUCUGUUAGGUGGUGUCAUCAAUAUGAUGUUCUUCUUCGGCUCACUGUACCCGACAUUCACGCUCGACAAGACCGGCCGUCGCAAACCCAUGAUGUGGGGCUCUUUCGGCUGCGGAUUCAGCAUGUUGAUGAUCGCCGUCCUUCUGUCGUUCCAAAUGCGAGGUCAAGAUGAUCCGAUUGCGAAGGCUACAGCCUCCGCAAGCGUUGCAUUUUUCUUCACUUACAUGCUCUCCUUCGGCGCAAGCAUGAACUGCAUCCCCUGGGUCUAUGUCCCCGAAAUCCUGCCCCUGCAUGUUCGCGCCAAAGGCACCGCCGUCGGUAUCUCCGCCAACUGGUUGUGGAACUUCUUUGUCGUCAUGAUUACCCCCACGCUCCUCAACUCGCUCGCCUGGAAAGGUUACCUCAUCUUCAUGUGUCUGAACUUCUCGUUCGUUCCGCUCGUGUACUUCUGCUAUCCGGAGACUGCGAAUCUUACGCUCGAAGAAGUGGAUUGGCUGUUCUACGAAGGCGAUGUUGUGAAAAGGUCAAGGAGGAUAGCGAAGGAGGGCUGGGAGCAUGCUGAGGGUACCCAGCCUGAUAUUGGUGUGCUUGAAACUGGAAGCGUGGGUAGCAAGCGAAGUGAGAGUAAGGAGGUCGGCACUGAGAAGAGGGAGCAUCGGAGCUUGUGAGCAACUCGAUAUCUGUUAGUUGGUUAGGCAAAGUACCAACUUAAAAAACCCCCAGUAGGGGAUCUUCACCA